AUGAUUUUGUCUUGGAUCCUCAAUUCUCUUUCCAAAGAAAUUGCCGCUAGUGUCAUAUAUGUGGAAUCUGCCAAAGAAAUGUGGUCUGACCUUCAAGAAAGAUUUUCUCAAGGUAAUGGACCUCAAAUUUUCGGGUUGCAGAAGACUAUUUCUUCGCUAAUGCAAAAUGACCUUUCUAUCAGUGCCUAUUUCACUCAAAUAAAGGGUCUAUGGGAUGAGUUGAACUAUAGACCCUUACCUGUGUGGUCCUAUGGAGAUCCUCCUGAAAUUGAUUCAAUGAUGAUUCCAAGUAUUCCAUUUGCUGCACUUUCUUCUUCCACUAAACAUGUCCACCAAAAUAAGCCUUCUACUCGAAAAGAUAGACCUAUUUGCUCUCAUUGCUCUGUUCCUGGGCAUACUAUUGACAAAUGCUUCAAGUUACACAGGACCUUACCAUUGGAGAAUGAUUGGGAAGGGUAA
This is a messenger RNA of Carya illinoinensis, 459 nucleotides long. RefSeq lists its product as uncharacterized. Bases 1 to 459 code for a protein of 152 amino acids. The transcript is spliced from 3 exons. The record is from RefSeq and is a predicted model, not a curated record. NCBI's taxonomy places the organism in Eukaryota, Viridiplantae, Streptophyta, Magnoliopsida, Fagales, Juglandaceae.